Sycon ciliatum is the source of this 5732-nucleotide messenger RNA. Its product is annotated as disheveled-associated activator of morphogenesis 1-A-like. Gene Ontology annotation, molecular function: small GTPase binding; actin binding. Lineage: Eukaryota; Metazoa; Porifera; Calcarea; Leucosolenida; Sycettidae. Bases 607 to 3945 code for a protein of 1112 amino acids. The record is from RefSeq and is a predicted model, not a curated record. The transcript is spliced from 29 exons. Gene Ontology annotation, biological process: actin cytoskeleton organization.
CAGGAAGGGCGAAGUCAGAUCGCAAUAAUUCUCUGCAUGAAAUAGUGCCGAUCGUGGGCGAUCGUUUGAAGUGCUGGAAAGCCAUCAGUCGCUCGUAGAAUCUACGUUUGUUGUAGCUAGCUCAGUAUCUCCUCUGCUGUUGCUGCCGCUGGUAGUAGAGUACUGCUCACUCGACGCCAUCUUCAGUUUCCACGCUGUUCUGUAACGACCUUGCUGCCCUUUGGAUCGCUGGUUUGAGUUUUGCUGGUGCUAGUGUGCGCAGUACUUCAUGCACGCACCAAGCGUGCACUAACGGUCCUUCUCUUGCCGUUUUGGGCGCUGCGCCGGAACACGACGACGGUGUGGAAGCGCACUGAGGUGAACCGCUGUCAAACCCAGUGUUUGGUGUUUCCUACACUGCUGCUGCAUGGUUUUUUGCCAAAGCAGAAGUAGAAGACAGGAUUUCCUCCAGUCGCUGGCAUUGCGCAGCCCCGUUGCCGCAACCUGGUUUUGACGGAGAUUACUGGAUGGCGGAGCGUGGCUAAGUGUAAACGGUGAAACGUCUUGACGACAAUACCAGUAUUACACUGCUAGUAUUACUAGUACUGUUACCGUAGUAUCGUCAUCAUGCUGAAAUGGUUCAGGCAGAAGCGGCAAGGUCCGCAAAGUCCGACUCGGAGCGAAUCCGUCAGGACACCCAUUCGGCGAGGAGAGAAGAGCUCAUCAGGUAGAGCUAGCUUUCGAGGCCGCUCGGCAACUCGUGGUAAGAACCAUGAGCCAGCGGUGGCCGCCGCUCCGCCGAUGCCGUCGGAGGAUGAGCUGAACGAACAGUUCGACAAAGUUGUGAGUGAGCUGGAUCUGAGUGCAGACAAGAGAGACAUCAUGAUGAGCCUGUCAGCAGAUAAGAAAUGGCAGAUCAUCGUCUCCAAUGACCUGAGCAGGCCCAACGUGGAUGAAGGCCGGAGUGGAGGAGGUUCGGCCGACAACUACCUGGAAGAGUUCCAGAGGCUUGCAUCGAUGCCAUUCACGCAUGACAUCAACGAACUAAGCAAACGGUCAAAGACGGUAAACCACCUGAAGACAGCCUUGAGAACUCAGCCCAACAGCUUCGUCAUGCGCUUCAUUGAGAUCAAGGGCCUGGAGUUGAUCUUGGACUUUCUGGACAAGAUGGACUAUGACUACAGAUCUAGCAUUAUCCACACGGCUGUGGUCGGCUGCAUCAAGGCUAUGAUGAACAACUCACACGGCCGCAGUCAUGUUCUCACUCACCCGCGCAGUAUACGCAUCAUCUCGCAGAGCUUGUCCUGCGACAAUGUGAAGGCGAAAGUAGCCGCUCUGGAAAUUCUCGCUGCUGUCUGCCUUGUGCCCGAUGGACACAAGAAGGUGCUUGUGGGCAUGAGCUACUUUCAGAAGUUUGCGAACGAAAGAACUCGCUUUCAGACCAUUGUCAAUGACCUGGAUCGCUCUAGUAACCAAACAAUGGAGGACGUCAGUUUUCAAACAACGAUCAUGACGUUCAUCAACGCCGUGCUAUCAUACGGUCCAGGGGAGGACAGUCUUGAAUUCCGUGUGCAUCUGCGCUACGAGUUUCUCAUGCUGGGUUUGGAGCCGAUAGUGGAGAAACUGCGCAAGCAAAACAAUGAGCUCGUGAGAAGACAUCUGGAGUUUUUCUCCUCCACCCGUCAACAGGACGAGGAGAUAAUUGCCAACAAAUUCAACCAGGUUCAUAUUGACUCGAGGAGUGCAACAGGUUUGGUGAAAGCUCUGCAAUCCAAGCUGUCUCACACGGCUGCCUAUCCUCACCUGCUGUCCCUUCUCAACCACCUGCUGCUGGUCCCUGAUGACAAGCGAGCACUCCGGUGGCAGCUGCUCUCCAAAUCAGUUCAGCAGAUCACAUUGCAGGAGGAGGAUCAGGAUGAUCGGCCGUACGAUCCCGACGCAGCACCUCUGGUUAUCGACGUCGAGAACAUGAUCAAGCACUUGGCGUCAGAGAAUGAAUUGGUGGAAUUACGUAACACCUUGAAUCGCAAAGCGGAAGCGCUGGAUGAAGCCAAGGCAGAACUAGGCAAGAAGGAGAGGGAAUGUGAAGUUCGACAGCAGGAAAAGGAGGACAUCAAGGCCGCAAUGAACAAGGUCAUGCAGAAGCUGGAGAAGGAGAAUGCCAAUAUCCGCGAGGCAAAACAGCGCGAGAAGGAGCUUCUUGUACAGGUCGAUGAGCUCCGUGCUUCGGGAGGCGGUGGAGAUCAAAAGAGAAUAAUGGCUGUUCUGGAGGAAUCAUUGAAAGGCCUUUCUGACAAUAGUAAAGCUGAAGCACAGAAGCUGCUCGCCGAAAUGAAAUCAGCGCCAGCAGCCGGAGCAGCAACGACCCCCACGGCUGGCGCUCCAGCACCACCACCGCCGCCGCCACCACCGCCACCAGGGGCAGGCCCACCACCUCCUCCUCCACCACCUGGAGGGCCUCCUGGUGGACCUCCUGCGCCUCCGCCGCCACCUGGUGCACCACCGCCACCAGGAAUGCCAGGCUUCGCCGCGCCAAGUCGCUUGCCUGCAAAGAAGAUCCCCAAGGCAUCUGUACAGCUGAAGUCCUUCAAUUGGUCGAAAAUACCAGAUGCAAAAAUUGAGAAGACAAUAUGGAAAGAUUUGAACGAAACCAGGCUGAUCAAGGAGAUAGACCUGAAGGAGGUUGACACAACGUUUGCGGCCUUCCAGAAGGACCGGACUCAAUCUGUAUCACAGUCAUUCAACAGGGGCAAAGAAAAGGAAGUUGUCACGUUGGUUGAGGCUCGACGUGCUCAGAACCUUACCAUUCUCUUGUCCAAGUUGAAGACCAGCUACGAAGAGAUCAAAGUGCUCGUCUUGCAAAUGGACGAAGAGGAAAUUCCACGCGACAUGUUGGAGCAGCUGUUGAAGUACACGCCUCAGAGCGAUGAAAUGGAACUUCUCGAGUCGCACUCCCAUGGCGAGGAGGUUGAGCGCUUCUCCGCCGCAGAUCGGUUCCUGUUUGAAGUCGGCCGCAUUCCCCAUUACCAACAACGUCUUGAGACGCUCUACUACAAGCGCAAGUUCGUGGAUUCCGUGGAUGAGAUUCGGCCAAAGAUCAACGCCCUGGCUUUGGCUUCACAGCAGCUACUGAACAGCAACAAGCUGCGCAAGGUCCUUGAGCUGGUUCUGCUCUUCGGUAACUACAUGAACACAGGAAUUCGAGGCAACGCCUACGGUUUCAAGAUCUCUAGCCUUACCAAGAUGGUUGAUACCAAGUCUGGAGCUGCAGGAACGCGUUUCACGCUGCUCAACUUCACCGUACAGGUCAUCGAGUCCAGGUUUCCAGAACUGAUGGCCAUUGAUGAGGAUUUGAGCUUCAUCAGGGAAGCAUCCCGGUGCAACAUUCCUGAGGUUGAGAAAGACGUUGCCACGCUGCGUACUGGUCUAAACAAUGUCAAAAAUGAGCUGACGUACCAGGCAAACCGUCCCUCGCGUCCGCUGGGAGACCGCUACGUUGAAGUGAUGGGAGAAUUUAUGGAGAUUGCUGGUGGAAUAUUUGCUGAUGUGGAGAAUCAGAUUAAGCACAUGAAAGAUGAGUACCUGAAAGCCGUGGAAAUGUUUGGUGAAGACACUAAGAUUGCCAGCGAGGAAUUCUUUGGCACCUUCAACACGUUCCUGAUUCAGUUUUCGGAAUCCCAUGCCGAGAAUGUGGCCACGCGCAAGAGAAAGGAAGAGGAGGAGAAGAAGCUGCGUCAGCAGGAAGAGGCAAAGCAACGUGAGAAGGAUAUCAAGGCCAAGAGAAAGGCUCGCAAUGCCGCCAAAGCGGCUGGUGAGUUUGAUGACCUUGUGUCGGCGCUGCGCAGCGGGGAUCUCUAUGACAAGAAGGAUAGAAGCCAGGAAAAGAGAAGUGCCGCACCCCCGGUGGCACGCAAGUCAGUUUCUGGACGCAACCGUAUCGAUUCGGAUACCAGGGAACGCCGCUGAUUCUCCCAAGGUGUGUUCGCCCGCAACUGGCCGAGUAGGUGGAUGUUCUGUGUGUUGUAUGAGCUACUGUACGCCUUUGUCACUACCAGACAGUAGCAAGUAACAGUUUGUACAUAGUACUAGUAACUACCGUGUUGCAUCUAUGACCUCGACAUGCAAUGGGUUGAGCAGCCCAGGGAUGCGAAGUCGAGUUUCCCGAGAGAUCCUGCUCUCGCCUUUCCAGUCGGACCUAACGUUAGCAAGGGUGCUACAGCUGCAUGACAAUGGCCACUGGCCCGUGUUGUAAUCGUCCACCUGCCGGAAUCAAAAUCUACCCGAGAUGCUGAAGAUCAAUCACACCAGCAUCUUACUUGAGAGUGAUACCGGUGAUAACCUACAUGCGCAAGCUAUCCGCGCCCAUCCCGCAGUUCCUCUCCAGACCAACCACCCCGAUGUACAUCAAUGCUUCCUUCUAUUGUGAGUGCACACUAAUUUUCCUUUCCCCCUUCUCUUGAUAUUGCACACAAGCUAGACUGAUCUGGUGCACUGCUAAUGCUGAAUGUCACUACUAUCACUCUGCUGCUCUGGCAGGUCCAGCCUAGGCAGUGCCGCAUGCAGUGGACUGGUGGUGUACGGCUUUCAGUGUUGGCCGCUGACAUUCACACCCACUGUUGUUUGACGACGUUACUGAUUUUACUUUAGGGAGUAUGAUCAUUUCUAUCGGUUCUCUUUAUCAUAGUUUAUCAUUCUAUUCCACUAACUUUCUCUCGAGUCUCCCCCCCCCCCCACACACACACAAAUCAGCACACUAUUAAAUUGGUUUGCAGAUGGCAUGAAAUAUUUGGCUACCGGAUGUAAAGGUAACAGACUAGUAAUGGAAUACGCAUUGUGCUGCUCUGCGCUCUGGAAUCAGAUUCAAAUGCUAUUCUUUAUUGCUGCACCCUAUUAGCCAGAGAACGAGAGAGACUAUUCUUGGCGACCAUGUGCCUAGCUCAUUGCCGGACCAUGAGCCAUGAGCCAGGACUGUUCCAUGCUAAGCCGCUCGCUGCCUGCAUCACGGUUUGCUUUAAGAGGUGCAGCACUGAGUUUGAAUCCUGUGUGCAAGGGACAGCCACUGACUUGUAUUUCCCUCCAGCUCAGUGACAGUGCAGACAAUAUUUUGUCUAGUCAUGCCUCGGCGGCUCUGCUUCAAGUAUGAUAUGCAUGCAAGUAUGAUGAUGAUGAUGAUGAUGAUGAUGAUGCAACACAUGCAGAACUAUUAUGGCCCAACACACUACUUCAGAGUUCCAAACAUUAAUGUGCCAGCUCUGUCACAGUGAACGAUGCAUUUGGCUUCUGUCCUGCUUUCCGCAAUGGGCCCAGCUUGACUCAAGUUGCCUGUUCAUGAUGAUAUUCAGUUUUGUUGCUGCCACUUAUGUCAUUGUGUGCUACAUUGUUCAGGAAUGCUGACAUUAUCAUGCUUGCUUUUUUUCUUGGAUUUUUUCCUCUACACUUCUGUUUGGUACAGUGGCACGUGUACAUAACAGUUGUUUUAACAGUGUUUGGUACAGUGGCACGUGUACAUAACAGUGACAGCCAUACAAUCAUGAUGAUGAUAGAUGAUAUCACUGAGGCCAUAGUCCCCCGGCCGUUAUCUCACUAUACGUAUUACUUCAAGUACAUGUACAUCAUGGCCUGUGAGUCGUGUGACUCAUAGUCAGUCUGCAACUUGAUGUACAAUGACGGUACAUAGUGGAUCGCGCUAUGCUGCGGCUUAUGCUUUGAUCAUUACUGAUAUGAAUACAAUGUACUAGUAGCUUCACCUUGAA